CCACGCCCACCUCUUCCCUCCCGAUGACUCCAAGCUUGGAAGCCAGUUUUUGGGGUUGAGACUCCUGGCCGCUAUUUUCAUCACCUUUCAGUCAAGCCUCCGAAAGCACUUUGGGUUUCAAAAAUAUGCCCGGAGCUCUCGUCCAACCUUAAUCCAAAUUCUUCGAGAUUUCGGGGGGGGGGAAAAACAACAAAACAAAAAUGGCGCUGACUUUAGCGCUCACAGUCAUUUGCGUCGCUUUGCCGUCCUGCGCGUCGAGCUCUCAUUUGAGCAGUCAUUUUGUUUUGGAGCCCUGUGAUUUCCUUUUCGACACGGCGGUGGAAGCCUACUAUAAGGGAGACUGGCUCUCGGUCAUCCUGAACAUGGAGAAGGCCCUCCGGAACAGAGCGACAGUCCGGAAGGUGAAGGCAGACUGCCGACUCGGAUGCGCCAACCGGACCGCUUUCGAAGACCCCGCGCCCGGCCCCGGAAUUCCCGUACCCGGGGCUGGAUCUGUGCAGGAUCUGGGUUUCUUUCGGGAAAUCCUCAAACGCGCGGACUGCGUGAAUUCUUGCGAAACGCAGAAACUCGGCACACCGACUUUGCAUCAAGUCGGUGAAGCGGUGGAGCUGGAGUUCCAGAGGAGGACCCCUUACAAUUACUUGCAAGUCGCGUAUUUCAAGAUAAAUAAGCUGGACAAGGCAGUGGCAGCAGCCAACACAUUUUUUCAAGCAAACAAAGAUCACAUGGAGAUGAGACAGAACCUGGACUACUACAGCACAAUGUCAGGAGUGCAGGAAAAAGACUUCAAGGAUCUUGAAGCCAGACCACAUAUGGUAAACUUCUUGGCGGGGAAGAGUUACUACAGCGACAACUCUUUCGGCCUGGCAGCCAAAGUAUUCGAGGCGGCUGUAGAUGACUACUUCGUUGCUGAUGAAGAGUGCAGAGCGCUUUGUGAGGGAAGCUACAACUACGACGGCUACAAUUACAUGGAGUACAAUGCCGACCUCUACCAGACAGUGACAGACCAUUACAUACAGGUACUAAAUUGUAAGCAGCGCUGUUCCGUGGAGCUAGCCUUUGCUGCUGCUGAAAGCGACAAGCCCUUGGAGGAUUUCCUCCCCUCACAUUUUAACUACCUGCAAUUUUCCUACUACAACAGUGAAAGCUAUGACCUGGCCAUCGAAUGUGCAAAGACGUUCUUGCUCUUCCAUCCUGACAAUGAAGUGAUGAAACAGAAUCUUGCUUAUUAUUCAGCCAUACUGGGAUUGGACAAGGCAGCGUUCAUACCAGCAAGACAGAUGGUGAAGCGGUUCAUUCAGCGUUCUCUGCUGGAGAAAGAACUAAUGUACUUUGGAUAUGAAGCAUUUGGAAUAACAUUUAUUGAUCCCGACACCUGGACUCCAGAAGAUAUCAUGCCUAGACAAUUGAGAGAAAAACAGAAGGCUGACAGAGAGACAGCAGCGAGGAUCACGGAAGAAAUAGGAAACCUGAUGAAAGAGAUUGAAACUCUGGUUGAAGAGAAGAAGAAGGAUUCUACAGAUUUGGCAAACAUAGUAGUAACACAAGAAGGUGGAAGUCUAUUUUAUGACAACAUUAAAGUGACCUUGACAUCCAUGCAGCUGAAUGGCUCUCAACGGGUCUUGCUUGAUGGGGUUAUCACCGAUGUUGAGUGCACGGAGUUGCGGCGUCUGUCUAACGCAGCUGCUCUCAAAGGUGAUGGUUACCGUGGGCAUCCUUCCCCCCACUCCCCUGCUGAAAUGUUUCAGGGAGUCACUAUUUUGAAGGCUCUGAAGCUGGCACAAGAAGGAAAGCUUUCACUGAUGGAUGUCCGUCUGUUCUUUGACGUUAGCGAGAAGGUGAGGAAGGUUUUGGAGUCAUACUUUCGCUUGAGCUCCCCACUCUACUUCUCCUAUUCACAUCUGGUGUGUCGCUCUGCGAUUGAGGAGAAGCAAAAAACACGUAAUGAUCUGAGCCACCCUGUUCAUGUUGACAACUGUCUGCUGGUCUCAGAGCUCAAUGAGUGUUUAAAGGAACCGCCUGCAUACACACAUCGAGAUUACAGUGCAAUACUUUACCUGAAUGAUGACUUUGAAGGAGGAGAUUUUAUUUUCACAGAAUUAAAUGCCAAAGUCGUCACGGCUUUGGUGCGUCCAUCGUGUGGCCGUGUGGUUGGAUUUGGAGCAGGAAAGGAAAACCCACAUGGUGUGAGAGCUGUAACAAAGGGACAGAGGUGUGCUGUUGCACUGUGGUUCACCUUGGAUCCGGCUCAUGAGGAAAAGGAAAGAAUCCAAGCUCAGCAUAUGCUGGAGAUGUUCUCCACCACUUUGAUGAAAGAUUUUAACUCAAAAGAGGCAAUGGUGAGCUCAGACCACUAUUCCAUGGUGACAGAAACAACCAGAGAGACUGACAAGACAGAAGUAGAUCAACAAGAGACUAAAGAUGAAGAGAAAGUUAACCCAUAUAACAUACAAACUGCAAGAACAGCUGAGGUCAAGACAGAUGCAGUACAUCCUGUUCACAUAGAUGGACAAGAGACACUCAGAACAAAAGUGGAGCAGCUGGACAACAAUAAUUCCAAAAAUGCAGUCAAAAUGGAUGCCCAAACGCCUUCCUCUCAGAAUGGCAAGGAUGAGUUGUAAUCCAAUUUAACGUAUGGUUUUUCUUCAUACUGUGUGGCCUGAUUGAAACUGAGUGAAAAUACAGCGGGGUGUUUGAAAAAUGUCUUGUAGUUAUUUAAUGAAUUUGCUAUGAUGGGCGAGUUGAUCGCAGUCAUAACAAGCAAUAUGGACAGCUUUCAGAUCGUCUCUUAAAGGGUGACACUGUAGUAAUUACUCGCAUCUAGCGUAGAAAUUGUGUAUCGCAUCCAAACGAAUGGUGCACUGUAGACCCUCGGCUUUUCAAACACGUAUUGCAACAACCGUAGCCGUCGUAUAUCACCAAACCUCGAUGAACAACAACACUGUCUCACAGAACCGAAUGGAAAAAGUUACCUUCAGGCUAAUUUAGGCAGUGUUGACUUACUUGACGAGGAGAACGCUGGCAACUUCAGUUUCCAGAUGGCAGACUGUCAUGGCGUUCCCCUACUGGGUCACCACUCAUGUAAAAGUCUUCGCUUACGAGAAUGUAUCAGAUUAUUAGCAGAGGUCAUUAUAAACCAAUGAUAACACAAACGCAGACGUUGAUUUUGGCCAGUAAACAACUGCAAAUGUUUCACAGUGUCCCUUUAACUAUACUGUUCUUUGAGAUAAAAAAUACUAAUUUGACAUUCAAGGUUUUGUCACUGCAAUGAGCUAAAUACAAGGUGUGUGAAAUUGAGAGGGUGGAUUUCACAUCAAAAUAAGUUUAAAUGUGAUGUUUCCUAAACGUGCAGUACUCAAGGCCAACACUAGUCAGCAGUAUGGAUACAUUUAUCAGCCUUUCUCUUACUCUCGUCUGAUUUCCUGGCCCAGUAUUUCAGAAGAAGUCAUCUGGAUCAGAAUGAUCUGGAUUUGGAAAUUUUGCUGUAGCGGAUCAAAUUGAUCUUGUAGUUUUGUCCUGGUUUUUCAAAUUUCAUCAAAGAUCAUUCUGAUCAGGAUAGGAUAGGAUUUCGGAAUCCAGAUUUGAGGUCUUUGAAUAGGCCAACUACCAGGAUUCAUCCCACUUGUACUUUUACCAUUCACCUGUUUAAUUUUUAUCAGGGCAUUGUCCAAAUUGCC
Molecule: messenger RNA, 3677 nt
Organism: Phycodurus eques (leafy seadragon)
Lineage: Eukaryota; Metazoa; Chordata; Actinopteri; Syngnathiformes; Syngnathidae
Gene: p3h1
Product: prolyl 3-hydroxylase 1
Exons: 15
Coding region: 201-2621 (806 amino acids)
Biological process (GO): collagen metabolic process
Cellular component (GO): endoplasmic reticulum
Molecular function (GO): iron ion binding; L-ascorbic acid binding; procollagen-proline 3-dioxygenase activity
Source: RefSeq, a predicted model, not a curated record